AUGGAACAGGCCCCGGAUGCGAAUGGAUCAGGUGCUGACCAACCCCAGGACUCCAGGCCUGCCAAGCGUCAGAAGAGAUCCAGCGGCGAUGAACCCAGCGAUGGAAAAUCAUCGCGACAUAGCAAGUCUUGUGCCAAUUGUCGCAGACUCAAGGUCAAAUGCGAGGCGUCAGACCAGGGGACCGACUGUUCGAGAUGUACCCGGCUUGGAUUGACCUGUCUGCGAGAGAAGAAAUCAUGGAUCAACGCCGAAGAGGACGUGGAGCCUACUCAAGUCGCCCUCAUGAAACUGGAGAGGGCAAUGGAAGAUGUCUUGCAGAAGCUCAAGAUGCCUGCUUUGGACAUGUACACUGCAACAACAAUUGCUAAGCCGCGACAGCCGACACGAUUUUCGAGAGACAAUUCGGAGGAAGCUGCGGAUGAGAGGGAGCGAGAUGUUUCCCCGGAUCCUAUGAACAGUCUCAUUGAAGCCACCAGGCUCAACGGUCUUCGCAGCCAGCUUCGGUCUGUCAAGCAACGACGAAAGGGUGGCAUGCGGCGAAGGGAACACGACAUUGUCUCUGAGAAGAUACUUGCAGUCGAGGAAGCCGAGGAACUUCUUUCUUACUUCCAGAAGCAUCAGUCCCACCAUUUGUUCUCUGCCACGAUCGCCACAGAUGCUACUGUCGAGUCUUUGAGGAAGUCAUCGACAGUAUUGUUCACGGCGGUGAUGCUAGUGGCGGCGCUGCUUGUGCCUGGAAAGGAAGCUUUGCACGAAGCAAUCCAUGCUCAAUUCAUUGGACUCGUAUCAGCCGCCAUGUUCGAUCGCUUCCACACGCUUGAUGACAUACGGGGGCUUUGCAUAGCAGCAUUAUGGCAACCCUACCUAAGCUGGAAGCUCUCUGGGCUGAGCAUUCGAAUAGCCACUGAGCUCAACAUACACCACGGCUUCUAUUCGGCCUUCUACGAGUCGAACAUCACUCUGGACGAACGGAAAGACAGCCUCGAGAAGACGCGCCUCUGGUAUCUACUCUACGUCCUUGAUCAUCAAUCGAGCAUCGCUUAUGGACGACCACCAUCAAUGUCAGAGCUUCGGCCGAUCAAAGACUUCGAGAUUCUUCUCAAUUCUGAAUCAUGUACUUCCGCCGAUCGAAAUCUCAUAGCGCAAGUCACCGGACUUGUCGGGCUCUCCAGGGCUUUCGACCUCUUUGGUCUUGAGCCCAGGCGGACAAUGGAUGGCGACGAUGCUUCCGUCAUGAAUCACAAUAGAUUCACGGAAACUAUCCAGUCCUGGCGAGAUCGAUGGGCGGGGCAACUGGUUCGAACCCCUGGUAACUACAUGUCCGGAUCAGUAGAGCUUCAGUAUCUCUUCUCUAACCUAGUGCUCAAUUCCCUGGUACUGCGAGGACGGCCGCUCGAUAAAAUCUCCGAAAUGCCAUCCAGUUUACGUCCACUAGCCUUGAAAGCAGUCGAAACAGCUCAUGCCAUCUUGCAGUAUUUUUUGGAUGAUCCGAAGUACGCUGAUGAGAUCGUCGGCAUGCCAUUAUACCUUCACUCGAUCAUCGCCUUCGCCGUUGUCUUCCUCCUGAAAAUGGCGAGAAGAUGGCAUCUUAUCGGCAUCACAAUCGAUGCAUCGCAGCGAACGAUCCCGCUGGCCGAACGAAUCAUCGAGAUGCUGCAAAGCUGCAAAGCCGGUGCAAAUCAUAUGGUCUUCAGCAUGGCGAAAGGCUUCGAGAGAAUGCUGCGACAGCUCAAGAAAGCCAGCAUACCUGCCUCCUCAAGCAUACAAAGCCCACCCCUCUCAGACCAACCCCGAUGGACGACCGCGAACCAUGACCAAUCCAUAAGCGCUGGCGGAAACGUACAGUACCCCGUUUUGAAUUCAAACGGCACGUACGACAUGUACGGGUCAGGGUUGCCUGUUAGCGGCGACUUCACCACUACGACGCCUGGGACGACGAAUUCGGGCAUCUCGUACACGAAUUGGGGCUUUCAGGAUGAGGAACUGUGGUCUGUGGGGAUGGGCUAUGAUUUGCUUGAGCCGGGUGGUCAGGGGCUGUCUAGUACGGACUUUCCUUUGCAGAUGACUAAUUGGUGA
Zasmidium cellare ATCC 36951 is the source of this 2076-nucleotide messenger RNA. RefSeq lists its product as uncharacterized. The transcript has a single exon. Bases 1 to 2076 code for a protein of 691 amino acids. Gene Ontology annotation, molecular function: DNA-binding transcription factor activity, RNA polymerase II-specific; transcription cis-regulatory region binding; zinc ion binding. The record is from RefSeq and is a predicted model, not a curated record. Gene Ontology annotation, biological process: regulation of DNA-templated transcription; DNA-templated transcription. Gene Ontology annotation, cellular component: nucleus. Lineage: Eukaryota; Fungi; Ascomycota; Dothideomycetes; Mycosphaerellales; Mycosphaerellaceae.